Molecule: messenger RNA, 1773 nt
Organism: Mesocricetus auratus (golden hamster)
Lineage: Eukaryota; Metazoa; Chordata; Mammalia; Rodentia; Cricetidae
Gene: Haghl
Product: hydroxyacylglutathione hydrolase like
Exons: 8
Coding region: 645-1496 (283 amino acids)
Molecular function (GO): hydroxyacylglutathione hydrolase activity
Source: RefSeq, a predicted model, not a curated record
UGUCCUUGCCUGAUGCUGAGUUGGAGCAUGCUCACUCAGCCAUACUGUGUCCUCGGUGCGUGUAUUCCCUUUUGCGCAGGCGCAAUUCCUGCGGCUGCCCUUCAGGUCUCGGCAGCACUCAGGAUCGUGCCUGGGGAGUGAGGGAGCGUGGGGAUUCAGGGACGCUAGAUUGGCGGCUCAAGUGUAGGUGAGGACAGCAAGAAAUGAGGCCAACCCAGGCCUUGGAGUCCCACUGUAGCUGAGAGAGGCGGGGCCUGUGGAGGAAGGCGAGGCCUACCGGCACCGUGGGGCGGGGCUAGAAGAAAUCCGCAUUGCUGUGUAGCUUUUGGAGGAAGCUGAAGCUGGGACAAGGGGCGGGAUCUAAGGUGGGCAGGGCCGCCGGUCCCUGAGUCUUGCUUGGAGUUUGGAACUGAAGCAGUCCUCUGAGGAGCUCCUGGGCAGCGGAUCAACUCUUUCUUUGUACCCCCGGUGUGUGUGUGUGUGUGUGUGUGUGUGUGUGUGUGUGUGUGUGGUACCCCCGGUGUGUGUGUGUGUGUGUGUGUGUGUGUGUGUGGCUGACCUGCCUCGAGCAGCUCAGAAGAAGAGAUUCGUUAGACUGGGGCGCCUCUUUUGGAGAAGGUGCGGAUUCACUGAGGUCUGAGACUAUGAAGGUCAAAGUCAUCCCGGUACUUGAAGACAACUACAUGUACCUGAUAAUUGAGGAGCACACACGGGAGGCAGUGGCUGUGGACGUGGCUGUGCCCAAGAGGCUGCUGGACAUUGCAGGCCGCGAGGGGGUGUCUCUGACCACGGUGCUGACCACCCAUCACCACUGGGACCACACACGUGGAAAUGCGGAGCUGGUGCACCUGCGGCCAGGACUGGAAGUCAUGGGAGCUGAUGAGCGCAUCUGCGCACUAACCCGCAGGCUGGCACAUGGGGAGGAACUUCGGUUUGGGGCCAUCCACGUGCGAUGCCUCUUGACGCCGGGCCACACCACUGGUCACAUGAGCUACUUCCUGUGGGAGGAUGAGUGCCCGGACCCACCAGCCCUCUUCUCUGGGGAUGCUCUGUCAGUGGCAGGCUGUGGCUGGCAUCUGGAGGACACUGCCCAGCAGAUGUACCAGAGCUUGACCAAGAUCCUGGGUACCCUGCCACCCCAGACGAAGGUGUUCUGUGGUCAUGAGCAUACACUGAGCAACCUUGAGUUUGCGCAGAAAGUGGAGCCCCGCAACGGCCAUGUGCAAGCUAAGCUGUCCUGGGCCCAGAAGAGGGAUGACGAUGAUAUACCUACUGUGCCCUCCACACUGGGAGAGGAGCUCUUGUACAACCCUUUCUUGAGGGUGACAGAGGAUCCAGUUCGUGAGUUCACAGGCCAGGUGGCACCUGUCCAGGUCCUAGAGGUACUCUGCAGGGAGCGAGCACGCUUCCAGACUGCUUUGGAGCCACCGCAGCCCCAGGUCCGGGCACUCCUGGCCUUGCAGUGGGGACUUCUGAGUACACCCCAGGAGAAAUGAGCCACGUGGGAAGCCUGCUUGUCUCCACACUCCUUCUCCUGACUGUAAAUGACUUCAGUUCAGUUCCAGCCUCAACUUCAGGCUGACUGGAACCCUGACCUCUAGAACAUGCCUCUGAGGCCCUGCCACCCUGCUCUGAAGAACCAGCAAAUGGUGCUCUCCUUGUCUCUACUGCUCAUGGUGCCACACAAGCAGGGUCUCUGAAGGAACUCUUGUGGGCCCUGAGACAUGCAUGUCCUGGGGACUGAGAAGGGUGAAUAAAACUUUGAAAGGUUCA